Closterium sp. NIES-65 is the source of this 573-nucleotide messenger RNA. The record is from the annotation of a GenBank genome assembly. Lineage: Eukaryota; Viridiplantae; Streptophyta; Zygnematophyceae; Desmidiales; Closteriaceae.
AUGAUGCAAGCCCGGCUACGAAAGGUGCAGUCGAUUGCCAGCAACCAAGCCUGCGCUGACUGCGGGUGCAAGAACCCGCAGUGGGCCUCGGUGACAUACGGCAUUUUUUUCUGCCUCGAGUGCUCCGGCACGCACCGCAGCCUCGGUGUCCACCUCAGUUUCGUCCGCUCCGUCAUUAUGGACUCGUGGAGCGACUCCCAGCUGAAGCGGAUGGAGGUUGGAGGAAAUUCCGCGUGGAACGAUUUCCUUGAUCGGUACGCUGAUGCGACGGAGACGGCGACGAUAGCGAAGAAAUACGCGUCGCCUGCUGCGCAGUACUACCGGGAAAAGCUGGACGUGCUUGUCGCUGGUCGAGCGUGGACCCCUCCUCCUGGUCUGAUGCCCAAGCAAAAGACAGUGUGGACUUCAGCCGAUCAGUAUGCUAAUAAUGCUGUUCCUUUUCACUUGGUGUUUGUUGUUACAGGCGCGCUCUACCCUACCAGCUGCAUCCCGAGCCUCGUCUGCCGCUUCGAGAACCAGCAGAAGAUGCACCGCUCCUCCCGCUCGAGCCGUCGCCUCGCAAAGUUGGGAUGA